GCGACGUGGCACCACUGUCCAGCACUUAGCGAGACGGCCGCCAGAGGGACAACACGUGUGCUCAGAGACGCAGUUCGCCGCUCAGGAUAGAGACCGCAUUUCCACCUUAUUUCGCCUUUAAUGACGCAGUGAGCAGCAAGGAUGGCUCGGGUGUAUGUCGGAGGGCUGCAUUAUAAUUGCCGGGAGCGUGACCUGGAAAGGUUCUUCAAGCGCUACGGCCGCCUGCGUGACUGCCUCAUCAAGAACGGCUACGGCUUUGUGGAGUUUGAAGAGGAGCGGGAUGCAGAUGACGCCGUCUAUGAAAUGAAUGGACGUGAGCUGCUGGGAGAGAGGGUGACGGUGGAGCACGCACGAGGUCUGCCCAGGAGGGGAGGCUACGCAGGCUAUGGGAGAGACAGAGACAGAGACCGGAGACCAGCCUGGCUAGACAGCGGGGCCCGGGGCUACCCUGCUCUCGGCCAUGUGAAGUACGGGCCCCCCACUCGCACACCCUACAGAGUCAUCGUGGAGAACCUCUCUUCCCGCAUCAGCUGGCAGGACCUCAAGGACUACAUGCGCAAAGCUGGUGAGAUCACUUUUGCUGACGCCCAUAAGCACCGUCGCUAUGAAGGAGUGGUGGAGUUUGCAACACGUUCGGACAUGAAGCGAGCCAUCGAGAAGCUGGACGACACCGAGCUCAACGGCCGCCGCAUCCGCCUGGUGGAGGACCGCCCGUCACGCUCCCGGUCAAGGUCGCGCUCGAGGUCACGCCGCCGCUCCAGGUCGCGUUCCAGGUCACGCUCCAGGAGGUCAAGGUCGCGCCGCUCACGUACUCGCUCCAGGUCUCGUUCAAGGUCAUACUCCCGUUCUCGCCGGACCAGGUCACGCUCUAGGUCCAGGUCGCGCUCCAGGUCCAGAUACUCCAGGUCACGGUCCAGGUCGAGGUCCAGGUCACGCUCCAAGUCCCGUUCAAAGUCCAGGUCACGCUCUCCGGAUAACAGAAGGUCCCGCUCUGGCGACCGACGUUCCCGUUCUGGGGAUCGGCGAGACGGCUCGCAGGAACCCGGCAACAGCGCCGUCAAGGACCAGGACCACCCUGGCGACCAGGCCCAACAGAACCACCGUGGCUCCUCCCCCCGCAGCCCCAAGUCGAGGUCACGCUCUCCUGCUCACCGGGACGACUCGCGAACAGAGCCCAUGGAUGCACGCUCCCGGUCACCCUCGAGGUCACCAGCUCACCGGGACAGUCGCUCACGCUCACGCUCCCACUCCCCCCGAGAGAAUGGACGCCUUGAUGGUGGCCUGCAGGAUGACGGCCAGAAUUGAGAGUGUGCGGGCAUUGGGAGCAGCCUGAAGGAAGACUUGGGGUCAGUCAGGGUGUUGGUGUAAGUUACUGGCACGAUAAUCAUAAUGGCUGGAACCUAAUUAGUGCUCUUUUUUUUUUCACUAUGCUUAAUAAGAGAAAUAAUAGGGAUUUGCUAUGCCCAACUUGUUUUCUUUUUUACUAGGAUGAAUGUUACUCCUUUUAAAGAGAAGGAGAAUGCACUUCUUAUUUUUGGAAGACUUACAGCACUCGUUUAUUAGAUUAAUUGAGACGAAUGAAUGUUAUGCUUUAGUAAUCUGGCAAACAGUGAUGGCUUCAAGAUAGAAGAAAAUUGGCUUCUGAAGGCAAGCAUGUUUGAUUAGUUUAAAGACCUUGAGAGUACUUCAGUUUUGUAAGGAAGGGCAAUGACUGACAGCUGUUAUUUGUUGUACAUAUGACCACUCAAGCAGGCACCCCUUGUGUGGCUCACAUCAGCAUAGGGUAGAGUACUUCAAAGUUUACUGUUUUCAAAAGUAUUUAAAGUGUAAAGGGAUAGUUCUUUGCAAGGGUUCAUUUUUGUAGGUCACUUAUUUUGUUUCUUACUGAGAAUGGAGGCAGUGAGUGCUGCUCUAAGAUUACUUAUGAAUAAACUAUCAUUUUUUUACAUUACUAUUUAAGUUAAGGUUUCCAAGUUGUAAGUUGACAUUCAGUUUGGUUUGUAAAAAUAAUAUAUAGUACAAAUGAAUAUCUUUGGUGAGUGUUUAUGCUGGCAAUGAAAAGCUGUAUUUUCCAUGUUAUUAUCAAUAUUAGUAUAAAUGGAGGAACUUCACUUGGCAAGUUUUCAUAACUGGUUUGGCCUCGUCUUGAGUGGCAUUAGGUGAUGACAUAAUUGUUUUGAAAUGUUUCUCUAGUAUUGUCCAGCAAGGUGUUAAAGUAAGUAGUCAUGGUUUCCAAUGGCAUGGCAGAGUUACUAUUGCAAAGCUGCUUUUGUCAGGAAAUGUGGACGUUGUACUUGACAAUACCAAGUGAUGUUAAUCCUAAUUGCAAUGGAUUCUCUUGUGACCAUUUUGAAUUUAAUAAAAUGUAGAUGUUA
Molecule: messenger RNA, 2375 nt
Organism: Eriocheir sinensis (Chinese mitten crab)
Lineage: Eukaryota; Metazoa; Arthropoda; Malacostraca; Decapoda; Varunidae
Product: serine/arginine-rich splicing factor 5-like
Exons: 10
Coding region: 142-1305 (387 amino acids)
Biological process (GO): alternative mRNA splicing, via spliceosome; mRNA splice site recognition
Cellular component (GO): nucleus; cytoplasm; ribonucleoprotein complex
Molecular function (GO): mRNA binding
Source: RefSeq, a predicted model, not a curated record